CUAGCGCGAGACAUCGGACUGUGGCUAGCUAGCUAACUACGAAGUUUUCGGACUAAUCGCAGAAAUCACAACCUUUCUUUCCCUCAAAAGGUAAAACUAUAAUGCAUAGUAAUAUUACAAAUAUCGAGCCUAUUUUGGUGGUUUUUUUCAGUCUCGUAAAAUGAAUGAAGAGGCGACAAUGCGUGCGCAAACGUUUGCUAGUUACAAUUUUGUUAAGACGUGACAGACUAGCUAACAUUAGCUAGCUAGCUUACGAAAAAAAAACGCCCAAAAUGUGAACAAUGAGCAGUAACGGCAUUUUCGAUGUUGAGGCAUUGUGUGUUUAAAAAGUGCUAAUAUCUGUUACCAUAUGGCAUAGUUACUACACGUUUUCACCGCUAUCGCAUAGCUAAUAACAUCCUAGUUAGCUAUAGCUAGUUAACUAACACGUAUAUUUUUUGGUACGGGUAAGUUAACGUCAACUAAUGUAGCUAGCUAGCAGUCUAGCCCGUAUGCCGAACUAAAUCAAGAGAGCACUGACUGCUGUAUAGCUAAAUUCAAUGACGAUGAUACUCGGGUUGCGUCUAUCUUCUUGGCAAGACAGGCUGAUGACUGGUCAACAAAGGGAUUGCGCUAGACUGUCAGACAGCUGUGCAAGUAUAGGGUGCGAGGUUUGUAUUCAUGAUUCUGUCAUGCAAUGUUGUGAUUGGGGGAACCAAAUUGAAUGCAAUUAACUAGCUAAUGAGUACAGACGUUCAUUCGCGGACACACUUUACUGUACCUGAAUUUAGACGCACUUGCUGAAUUUUUUAUUUAUUUUUUCCUUCAUUUUAUCCACCUUAUAUUAUCAAUCAACAAUUUCUCAAAUUAUUUUCAUUCAUGUUAUAUUUUGUAAUCUGAUAUUUGUAUUCAGUUUAUCAAAUGUUUCAUUUUAGUUGUAUGCUGUUGUGUAUUUGAUAGAGGUCCAGUGAUGUAUUAUUAUGGGUUAUAUUUUUGGCUCCAGAAGAGCUAGUAGUAUCCCUACUAGGAGGAGUGAAGGCCGAGACCAGAGAGAAAGAAGCAGACCACCAGAGAGAUAAGAGGCAUCUUGGAAGAUGUCUGCCUCGCACUUCUUCAAUGAGGACAGUGUCACGCGGUUCAAAAAGAGAAAAGCUCGCUUUACCUUCAGUGAGGUCCACAUCCUCCUGGAUGAAGUGAAGAAGAAUCGGCACAUCGUUGUUGGUAUGUACCUCUGUACCCUGCAGCACUUUAUGUUGAUGUGAUGAUUUCAGAUUUUUUUUUUUCAAACCAUGUCACAAUUUGGGUGUCAUCCAAGGCUCAUGCCAGUGUUCCAUUUCAGAAUUUAGGCACGUGGUCAUGCUUAAAUUUUGCAGGUGCACAGUAACUUGUCUUAUGCUCGAGUACCGGCUCCUCUUAGACACCAGUAUGUAUGGCCACCCGAACCACAGCAUCUGAUCCUUUUCUUAUUAAUUGUCCCUCUGACUCUUACAGGGAAGUUUAACCGCGGUGUACCAACGGAUGUGAAGAAGCGCGUGUGGGCGGAGAUCACGGCCAGUGUGAAUGAGAUCGGCGAGAGCCAGCGCGAGGUCAUCGAGAUCAUCAAGAAAUGGUCCGACCUCAAGUGCGACACCAAGCGUAAGGUGGCCGCCAUGCGGUCGGGGGCCAACUUCAAGGGGAUCAACUCGCGGCUGUCCCGCGACCUCAGCCCCACAGAGAACAUUGUACAUCAGAUCUUGGAGCUGGAUGGGAAGCGAAGCCGGGUGCCAGGUCUCCAUUAUGGGGCUUUCAAGGAGGGAGAUGAUGAUGAAGGACCAGAGGAGGAGGACGAGGAAGAGGACAUGGCGGGGAUACACAGUUACCCCAAUGAAGGAAUAGACGUCUCGAUGCCACCACCCUCCACGCUUUCCUCGGCCAUGCCCAUGUCCUUUUCCAUGGGGAUGCCGGGCCCUGGCCACACACCCAUACCCCCGGUUCAACCCAAAGACGACCAUUCUAUGGCAAACUACAGCGGCUCGUCCAGUGAGUUAUCUACUUUGAAACUGGAAGGGUCUGGGUUGUUCAAUUUAUACACCACAUACCUUUCAAGGUGUUAUCGAGGGUGCAUAUUCAAAUAUUAGAUUUUCUGUUGCAGGAGAUUCGUCACAUCCCUCUUAUGAAAUGCAGUAUGAGAUACCCACUGGUGAAGGUAAGUGUAUUUACAUGCAUGCAGUGUGGCGCGUUGACCCAACAUUCAACUCUGUCUAUAGGGUCUGAUGUGGUGUCUCAGUACUAGAAAUACGCUUGUGAAAUACUGCCUGAUGUGUGGUUUAAGGGCUGGGAAUUGCCAGGGACCUCACGAUACGAUAUCGCGAUACUUAGGUGCCGAUACAAUAUGUAUUGUGAUUCGAUGUUCCAAACAUUUUGCUCACCAUACAGUGCCUUCAGAAAGUAUUCACACCCCUUGACUUUUUCCACAUUGUAUUUACAGCCUGAAUUUUAAAUGGAUUAAAUUGAGAUUUUGUCUCUGGCCUAUACUCAAUACCCCAUCAUUUCAAGUGGAAUUAUGGUUUUAGAAGUGUUUACACAUUUUAUUAAAAAUGAAAAGCUGAAAUGUCUGAAGUCACUAAAUAAGUUGCAUGGACUCACUGAGUGAAAGUGUUUAACAUGAUUUUUGAAUUACUACCUCGUCUCUACCCCACACAUACAAUUAUCUGUAAGGUACCUCAGUUGAGCAGUGAAUUUGAAAUAGAUUCAACCACAAAGACCAGGGAGGUUUUCCAGUUCCUCGUAAAGAAGGGCACCUAUUGGUAGAUGGGUAAAAAUAAAACAAGCAACAGUUAGUUUGAUGGCUGUGAUAGGAGAAAACGGAGGAUGGAUCAACAACAUUGUAGUUACUCCACAAUACUAACCUAAAUUAGAGUGAAACGGAAGCCUGUACUGAAUACAAAUAUUCCAAAACAUGCAUCCUGUUUGCAAUAAGGCACUAAAGUGAAACUGCAAAAAAAUUUGGCAAAGAAAUUAACUUUUAUGUCCUGAAUACAAAGCCUUAUGUUUGAGGCAAACAACACAUCACUGAGUACCACUUCAUAUUUUCAAGCAUGGUGGUGGCUGCAUCAUGUUAUGGGUAUGCUUGACAUCGGCAAGGACUAGGGAGUUUUUUUUUUAGGAUAAAAAGAAAUGGAAUAGAGCUACGCAGAUGCAAAAUCCUAGAGGAAAUCCUGGUUCAGUCUGCUUUCCAACAGACACUGGGAGACAAAUUCACCUUUCAGCAGGACAAUAACCUAAAACAAGGCCAAAUAAACACUGGAGUUGCUUACCAAGACUAUUGAAUCUUCCUGAGUGGCCUAGUUACAGUUGACUUAAAUCUAUGGCAAGACUUAAAUGGCUGUGUAGCAAUGAUCAACAACCAACUUGGCAGAGCUUGAAUAAUUUUUUUAAUAAUGUGCAAAUAUUGUACAAUUCAGGUGUGCAAAGCUCUGACUUACCCAGAAAGACUCUCAGCUGUAAUCGCUGCCAAAAGUGAAUUAACAUGUAUUGACUCUGGGUGUGAAUACUUAUUUAAGAGUUAUUUCUGUAUUUAAUUUAAUACAUUUGCAAACAUUUCUAAAAACAUUUUCACUUUGUCAUGGGGUAUUGUGUGUAGAUGGGUAAGGACAAAAAACAACAAUUUAAUCCAUUUUGAAUUCAGGCUGUAAAUAUGUGGAAUAAGUAGAGGGGUAUGAAUACUUCAUGAAGGCACUGUAUGUCUGCUGCAGAGGGACGAGAGCCAUGAGAAAAUGACUUUUGAUCAGUCAUGUAAAUAAGUGCUGAAAACCAAUUGGCUCCCUAUUUAAAAAGAUGGAGAACAAGCUAUGAAUAAAAUAUACUGGAGUUUUGGUGCAGGUACAGCCAACUAGCGCAAAAAUAUUGCGAUAUUGUCAAUACGAUAUCGUAAAAAAUUAUAUCACGAUAUGUUACUAUCGAUUUCCCCCCACCAUCACUAUGUGGUAUGUGUAACCUCAAACACACGCACAAGUUCAAAAUCACCUUUUGCCUUUCCCCAGACACUGAGAACCAGUUUGGGCAGACAGACGACGAGCAUCAGGACGAGCUGCCCCCUUCCACCUCACACACGUCCAGCCUCACAGAGGACAACCAGGAGAGUGGCGGUGGCCCACACCCCUCCGCAGGCACCCAGCCCUCGCCCUCAUCGUUCUCCACCGCACCACCUACAGCAGGCCAGCCCCCUCGGAACGCCAGGGAGAGCAUGUUGCAGUGCGCCUCGCUGAGCGUUCAGGAGCAGCACGCCACCAACACCGCGCUGGAGACUGUGUCACGCUCCCUGGAACUGCUGUCCGAGUCGGUGCAGCAGCUGGCCGAGACGCAGCAGGAGUUUGUGCGCGAGUCGCUGCAGCUGCAGAGGGAGACGAUGCACAUACUCCGAGACUUCACCAGUGGGGCCCUGGCCCUCAUGCAUGACAAGCUCAAUGGACGCCCGGCCCUAUAGCCCAGACGUUGCUGCACUAUCUGCCCCUCCUGUGGAGCUGGAUGGGAGUGUUCCUUUACACUGGGUACAAGGUUGUUCGAUUUCUUUCAUUGAGUCAUUCACUCCAGACAUUUCUAGUGGGUUGUGUUCCGAAUUACUGUAUUUAUAGGAGUAACCCUACUGUCUGCCUAAAUUGUUAAAUUAUGAACUGUGUGUGUUAUCCCUCCAAGGGAAAUCCAGAAACUCAAAGCAGAAUUAGGGGUUGCUUGCACAAAUUAAGAGCCUAUUUGUUUCUUCCCCCAUUUCUCAGAUCGUUAAAAUGGAGUCUAGUUUAAGGCUCAGAGAGCUUCUAAAACUUGGCAAAUUCUAAAGUGAGGUAAUGUGUCAUGUUUUCUAAAGUGUCCUGUUAAGGUUCUGAUAAACCUGUUAGAGCGAUAAGGCCCUGUCAUUUGAAAAAGGUGUACUUACUUCUUUAGAUUAUGGACUGAUUUCUGUAUGUUCCUUUUUUAUGUGAGACUGUUUAAAAUUAAUUAUCCUUUUGUCUACUAUGUUGAUGUAGUCUCUCUAUGUACUAUUGUACGGAGAUAUUGUAGAACAUGUAAAUAAAUAAGAUGAACUGCUG
This is a messenger RNA of Coregonus sp. 'balchen', 5045 nucleotides long. The record is from the annotation of a GenBank genome assembly. Lineage: Eukaryota; Metazoa; Chordata; Actinopteri; Salmoniformes; Salmonidae.